Molecule: messenger RNA, 9148 nt
Organism: Siniperca chuatsi (mandarin fish)
Lineage: Eukaryota; Metazoa; Chordata; Actinopteri; Centrarchiformes; Sinipercidae
Gene: slc22a23a
Product: solute carrier family 22 member 23
Exons: 10
Coding region: 3053-6115 (1020 amino acids)
Biological process (GO): transmembrane transport
Cellular component (GO): membrane
Molecular function (GO): transmembrane transporter activity
Source: RefSeq, a predicted model, not a curated record
AUGUUUUUUUUUAUUACCUCUUUAAACAAUAGAGAAGCAGGGAAAAGAAGAAAAGUGGAGGACUUUUCAUUUUACAAGACAUUUAUAAUUCAUUCAUUAGCUGUUGCACAGCACAUUGAAAGAAUUUUGUGAGAAUUUUAAACCCACAAAUUUAAAAAUACAAAACUGUUUAUGUUGCAUGAUUGUUGCCAGAUUAAAAAAAAAUAAAAAAUAGGCUGCAAAUGCUGCAAUGACAAGAAAGCAGUGCUGUUGCUCCAGUCUGCCUGCAGGGGUCAUCAGUGUGUAACAAGACACAAGAAGACACACUGCAGGCUAUAUUCAGGGGCCAGUCAUCCUGCCACUCAGGAUCUGUCAUGCUAGCUAUGCAUGCAGUAAUACCUAAGAGCUGUGUGUUGAUUCUUAAAAUGUACUGUAUGUCAAAUGUGAAAUAAGCUGGGUUCACAUCAGUGUCUGCUCCAAUGUAAUGUGUCACAAUUGUAGGCUAUUUUGUUCAUAAUAAUCAUUUAAAAAGAAGAAGAAUCACGGUCUCAAAUUGUCAAAAACAAACAAAAUCAAUCAUGUCUUCACUUGCAGAUCUUUGAGAAACUAAUAAAAAAUAAAUGUGCAUGAUUCAACACCUUGAGUCAAUAAAGAUAGUAUGUACUAACACAUUAUGGCCAGGAGGGUGGAGCAUUGCUAAAUACAGUGUUCUGCAGAUAAGGCAGGAGUCUUCCAUCACAUGGUCAGAUAAAUAUAGGCUAUCAAGCUAGUGGGUGUAAAUCAAACCUGACCAAUUUUGAACUCUUUGUUAUCAUAAAUACUGUUCAGUUUAUCCAGUUCCCAUGAGGCUUCCUUAAAUCCUUCACAAUGAGUAACACAAAAUAAUCAUGUUCAUAAUUCAAGACGUCUGUGUUCAGGUCAAAUCUGAGUGAUCAUUAAAAAAAGUAAAUUAAUGGUUGACUAUGAUUUGGUGUAAAGUUUAGUUUUGCGACCAUAUGCUUUUAUUAAAUUCACAAUAAUGCAUGAAUUAUAUGUGUUACAAAACGAGUGGUGGAAUUUCAGUAAAAUGUGAGCAUGAGAUAUUAAAAUAAUUCAUAAUCUUAACUGAUACUGAUCAAAUCGAUUUUGUUGAUUAAAAUGUGUAAGACAGCACGAGAUGUGUAGCUAUAAAGAAUGGACCCACAUUCUAACUGGGCAUACUUUAUAAAGGGUUUAUAUGUUGGGGCUUUAUUGAUUGGUAAUAAAUACUGUAUUAAUGCUGCAUAUUUUAGCAAUUAGACAUUAAUAAGGAAACGUUUGGGGUUGCCAGGCUGUGAAAAAAUGGCCGGUGUUUAUCCUCCUCCAGCAUAACUUGCUCUUGACUUUUUAGUUCUUCAAUUCAUCAGCAAGACCCCUCAAUGUUCAGUUCAACCACUUACCUGCUGGAAAGAGCUGAAGACCAUCUGGAACAAAAUCCACUUAUUAACUACUAAUUAACAUUUACAAUUCCAGACUUGAUAAAUUAUAAUUAUAGCAGAAGAACCUCAUUAUUAAUGACUUACUAAUAUUUAGAACUGCAGACCUGUUGGCUUAUUAUGAAGUGAGAAACUGAUUCAAUUUCUCACCACCAGGCAACUUAAAAGUUAUUUUUAAUUAUUGAUCUAUAAAUGCAUUCAUAGAGAUUCAGUAACCUUGAACAAAGUGAGUAAUAUCUUUAGUUACAAACCCUUUAUGCUGUAUUAGAUAUUGAUAUGUAAAGAAUUGUAUGGGGCUGACCAAAAUUGUGUUAAAACCUCAGUGAGAUUUAGUUAACACAAAUGUAAAAAAUCACAAGAAAGUAGGAAUGACUACAAAAUGCUGACUCUGACACUCAUCAAAGCGCGAUGUAAAUCACCAAAAAAAGCUAAAACCUACGACUACCAAUAAAAUAGAACAUAAUGAAGCCUACAAUCUAUGACAAGACAAAUUCUUGAUUUGAUUUUCUCUCUCAAUCACACAGACUCAAAUAUUGUCAAGACUAAACCCCUUUGAAUGCUGCUUCCACACACUGUUCAUACACUAUUGUCCCUGUACAACCGACAAAAGCUCAUUUUACCCUGUAGGCUAUUAGAGAUUUUUGCUCACAAAUUAAAAGUUAUUACAAGUUAUACAAAGAAUAAUAAUCUUUUUUUAUUCACCUUUGCUGGCAUCUAAAAUAGAAGUGGCAUGUUUUUGUUGUUUGCUACAGAAAUGGGCGGGGACAGAGCUAGUUCUUCCUGCUCCUACCGCCUGUUGACAUCUGUACUGUGCAUUUAAAAUCUCUGUAUUUAUGUAUGCAUGUAUGUAUAUUUAUUCAUUACUUAUUUAUCUAUAAUAUUUGGGACAAUUUCAGUUGGAAUUUCUGGAAGCCCAGGGUCCAAAUAACUGGCUCUUGUGACUUCCUUGAAAAAAAUGCGUAAUUUCAAUUUCUUAUUUGAUUUGUAUUCUGUCAUUAAAUAAUAUACACAUACCAUUAUUUGCUAAAAUUAUGCAACAGAUUUAACAGUCUGUUCAUUUAUAAAAAAUAUACAAACACAAGUGCUGGUGUAUUUUUGCUGAAAAUUAUAAAAUAGGCUAUUAUAAGGAGCAAUAAUACUGUUCUUUUUCAGUAGGCUAGUUGACUUGCUCUACUGCUGCAAAGAAAAUGAGCGCUUUCCUUUCAAAGUGGUUACAGGUGGCCAUGUUGGGGUAGAGUCGACAGCACACAGCUUUUAUGGGCAGGUGUGUUACCUGUGGCUCCCCCAGGAAGCACUUCUCAGUGCUCUGCUACCACAGCUGACCGACAGAGAUCCCAAUGAACCAGACGACGGAAAAGAUCAUGACAUAGUUUCCCUCGUCAUUAAUUCACUGUAAUCCGCCUUUGUUUCGGAACCCGAGUUCCGCACGGGUUUUGUGGCAGGCGGAGGUAAGUGCUUCCUGAUAAUAAAGAGGUGCGUCUUAUUUCCAUUCCUGUGAUUGACUGCGCACGGCUUUCACCGCCGGAGCUGGGGGCAUUGACGCAUUGUGGAGUCGACAGGGGGUAGCACUGCAACCCCGGCUUCGCUACACAACGGAGGCAUCUAUCGGCGACACCGCGAUGGCCGUGGUGCAGCUCGACACGGUGGACCAUCAACCGGAGAACGGCUUCGUGUCCCCUGAAACCACGUUGCCGGGGCUGCUGACACGCAUCGACGGUUCUGUUCUGCCAUUUCUCGGGGGAUUUGGGAAGUACCAGAAACAGCUGAUCGUGCUGACAUGGAUUCCGGCGUUAUUUAUUGGAUUCAGCCAGUACUCUGAUAAUUUCCUCCUUGCCCAGCCGAACAGUACAUGUGUCCAGCCUUUGGCAAACCUGAUAAAUCAGACUACAAGUCAUUCCUCGUUGUUAGACAGUCCAAAAAACAUAAGCGCGCGGCCAGCUUAUAUUCAUGCCAAUGGAAGUUACAGCACCCACAAUGACACGACCAACAUGCAGUGUAGGUGCAGUGAAUGGACAUUCGAGCUGCACACUGGACUUGUGCAGAAUGUGGUUACCAAGUGGAGUCUGGUGUGCGACUCAGCAUGGAAAGUCCACAUUGCAAAGUUUUCUCUAUUGGUGGGAUCCAUCUUUGGAUACCUAGUGUUUGGAGUCCUUGCUGACUGGUUUGGCCGCCACCCAGUGCUGAUCAUGUCGGUGCUGUUCAUGCUGGUGUUUGGUCUGACUGUGGCCUUCUCUGUCAAUGCCCCCAUGUUCAGCACCCUGCGCUUCUUUGAGGGCUUCUGCCUGGCAGGGAUCACCCUUUCUCUCUAUGUCCUCAGGAUUGAGCUGUGCCUGCCAGGAUGGCGUUUUUCUAUGACCAUGGUGGCCAGUUUUGUGGUGUUGGGUGGUCAGCUGCUGAUGCCCGGGAUGGCAUACCUCUGUCGUGACUGGCAGGUACUCCAAGCUGUCAUCAUCUGCCCCCUCCUGCUGAUGCUGUCCUACAUCUGGAUCUUCCCUGAGUCACUGCGUUGGCUGCUGGCCACUCAGCAGUACUGCCGCUCCAAGUGGAUCAUGGGACACAUAGCAAAAAAAAACCGAGUGAACAUGGAGCUUGACACCGAUAAUAUCCUUACAGAACUGCAGAGAGCUCUUCAAAAGAAACCCAAAAAGACAUGCAUUGUGAAAAUGGUCGGCACGAGGAACCUGUGGAAGAAUAUUGUCGUGCUGUGCGUCAACUCGCUAACAGGCUAUGGGAUCCACCACUGCUUUGCCCGCAGCAUGAUGGACCCUGAAGCUCAGGAGACGACCAUGUUCCAUAACUUUUAUGCAGACUAUUACACCAUGGCGGGCAUUGCGGUGGCGUCCUGCAUGGCGCUGUGCCCAGCAGUGGGCCUGAUGGGCCGGCGGGGUGGCCUUCUCAUGUUUAUGAUCAUAACUGCCCUGGCAUCACUGCUGCAGCUGGGCCUGCUCAACUUGCUCGGGAAGUACAGUGGUCAUCUGAAUAUAGAUAACUCAAGUGCGCUGAAUAAGAACUUCUCCAUCGCCUUCUCAGUCAUCGGCAUGUUCUCUUCCCACGCAGUCAGCAACUUGAGCAUCUUCUUCUGUGCUGAGAUCACACCCACUGUGAUCAGGGGUGGUGGUCUGGGCCUAGUCCUGGCCAGUGCCGGCUUUGGCAUGCUGACUGCCCCCAUCAUGGAGCUCCACAAUCAGAAGGGCUAUUUCCUUCACCACAUUAUCUUUGCCUGCUGCACUCUUAUCUGCAUCAUCUGCAUUCUCCUGCUGCCCGAAACACGCUACCAGCCCCUCCCUGAGACCCUGGCUGACGGCGAGAGCUUCACUCGUCAACCUCUCCUUCCACCGAGGAAACCUGGAGAACAGCGCCUCUUGCUGGCCCAAUCUGAGAGCAGCAGGGACUACACCAGGGUGCAUGACACGCCACUCCACGAUGCAGCCACCACCGCAGUGUCCACCAUGGACUCCACCGCCUCUUCGGCUGUUGAUUUGACCGCUCCGUCGGUCGGAGAUACAUCCGCUCCCACGUUCAUGGAGGUGCACCCUGGCAAGCCUGAGCCUAAAGAUCCCAACGGUCACUCAGUUACACCUUUAUCCAUGAACCCCAUCCCAGCCCUGGGUAAAGAUGGCAUUAUACAUGCCAGUAAAGAACACCUGCUGUCUUCCACUCCUUUACAUAAAGCCCCAUGCAUCACAGAUCCACUUUUAGCCGAAGCCGAAGAACCUCCAGCAAUAGUCCUGAAUUCUGUUGAGCCAUUGACGGAUUCUGCCAUUCCUGAAAUGAAUGACAUUGGUCCUUCCCCUACAAAAGAGUCAGCCGCUAACUGUGCGCCUUCAUUGGACUCUUCCACUCCCCCUGCCUCUCAAACUGUGCCUGCCUCCUUAUUGAUCUGCACCACACCCAUCAUCGAACCCCCGCCUAGCUCCACGUUAGAAUCCCCCAACCCAUUGGGUAAUGAGAUCGACAGUAUCACCCCGAGAUUCAACCUACCUUUGCUAGAGGACACUCUUGCCACUUUAGCAGACUCCCCUACUCCAUCUGUGCAUGACAGUCUCCCUCCAUCCCCUACAUCCUCUCCUGUUCCGAUGACAGACUGCAACAUUUCCACUGACCCUCCACCCUCCAUUAGCACACCCUCUGACAUUUCCAUCCAGUUAGAAAUAGUAGACGAAUCUAUACCUACUCCUUCCACUGGAGACUCCCCCAUACAUCCUGUCAUAGAUUCCCAACAGCCACAGUUAGACUCUACCUCUCCCUGUGUUAAUGAUAUAUCUCCUCACUCCCCUACUCCCCCUAGCCCAGUCACUGUUUCCCCUACACCCGCUCCCUCUCCACCCAUUGACUCAGGCCAUAUGCCCUCAGCGGACUCUUCCACUCCCCCUGUCAUAGAUACUGUCAACACCACUGCACCGGUUUCUUCCAUUCUCCCCGUCACAGACAUUGUGCACACCUCCACUCCAGAAUCAACCACUCUGACUGUCACAGACAUUGUUCAGCCCACGCAGGAUUCAGCUACUUCCCUUGCCAUAGAUUCAGUACCAAGUUUCAUCACGGAUUCAGGCUCUACAGAAGCAACUCCCCCCUCUCUAAUGGACUGCACCGUCUCCUCCCCCAUAGACUCCGGUGUCCUUUCUAUCAGGGACAGUGCCAGCACAGAAAACAACACUGUCAAUGGUGUGGCGUCGUCAUGAUCCAGUGUUGCAGCCAGGAAAAAAGAGGCUUUAUGGUUGCCGAGGAAGCAGCCCAAGCCACAUGAAUAACCAAGAAGGGGGCACAAACUGUCCUGCUCAGACUUCAGGAACUCAAUAAAGAUUGUCCCCACCUGGAGUUGAGUAGACAUGUCUUACAGAGCCCCCCCCGCAUUUAGCCAAUAAAUGAGACCACGCAAGUGAGAGAGUGCCAGAGGCUGGUUUGUGACAAUGUGACAGAAUCUUCUGCUCUUUUUUAAUGUCACUGGAAAUCACCAGCCUAUAAACUACUUUGAUGUAAAUGAAUGGGAAAUCACUGUCUGUCAUUUUAAAGAGACUUACAACUAUACCCACAAUCACUGAGAGGACUGGUGAGAAAUGCAAUGAUGCUAAAAACAAAAAAAAUCUAAUCACUGGUACUUUUGCUCAAAUGAAAUGUCCGUCAAACAUAUUUGUAUAAAAAUAUCGCCUUACCUGUAUGAAAAAAUAUCUGAAUGUUACAAAGUAUUUUUUGCCGUUACAGAGGUAAACAAUCCAAAUUGGAGUGAUUUUUCUAAAUACAACGCCAAAAACUACUCUGACCAAAAUGAAAUGUAGACAUAGUGCCAAAAAAUUAGUAUAAAUACAGUAUUUGCCUGUUUGGGGAAAUACUGUUUAGUGCAGUCCCCUGCCAUAGACUGUAUGUGGAUUAAAGUGAAUCAGAUGAACCCUAUUUCAAAGUUCAUAAAUACAAAAGAAGAAUUAAAUUAUUUAUCAAAUUAAUAAAAGACUGAAAUGCUAUUUGAUGAAUUAGAAGUGAGAUGAAAAUGAGUUUGCGAAAUUGCUUUCAUCAACACGUGGUUCAUUGUAAGAACAAUGAUGUUAUAGAAAAGAAUGACCCAUAUUUUGUAGGUCUGAAGAAACAUAUUUUUCCAGUCGUUUCAGUCAAUGAAAUGUAUGGUAUGCAAAUGCUUUUAUUUGUAAAUGUGAUAUUGUAGGUAAAUGUAUAAUUAGUUAUUGAGCUUGAUUGAGUCUUUUUUUUUUCAAUUCAAAGUAUUAUUUUGAAUAAUCUCCCAUGGCGUGCCCUUAUUGUAGAAACCUAUACUUCAUUCUUACAGUAUUUGUGGCACCUCAGUGUGGUGGCACCUUAUUCUUUGCAGUUGGGACAAAGCAUGAAUAUAAUUGUGAACGCGUCAGCAAACUAGCAAACCUUAAAAAGACACAAAAGCUAUUUUUGAAAUGAAACCAAUGAAUGACAAAAAGUUCAAUGUGAUUGCCAACUGUCACAGCAUCACUAACCUUCAGUGUGUUUUCCAAAUCAUGUUCUGGCAUCAACAUAGUUUAUGUAUGUCAGUGUGUUCAUACAUUCACUAAGUUUACCUUAAAAAAAAAAUGCAAUAUUUCAUAUAUUUGUUAAAAUGACAUUUAAAAAUACAGGUCAAGUCCUUAUUCGUAGCUAGAUUAACCUAUUCAUAUUCUUAAAUUGACAGACUCUUGCUUAAGGAGGCACUUUCUCUUCCAAAGCUUCUGUCCAUCCUUGGACAGCAUUAUACUUGACUUAAUACUGUGUGUAACUUGACAGUUGCAGUUACAUACUUCAUGCAUUGGAGGUUGUAAUAUUUGUCAGAGAAAGAUGUAUAAUUACGGAUAGACCACUGUUUACAACAACAACAACAAUAAUAACAAUGAUAAAUAACAAUAAUUACACUUAUUACUGUAAAAUUUAAGAGCAAACUGAAUGAUGUCUUGUCAUGUCAAAUGUGAUAAAACCAUCUCACAGUAUAUCAUAUUACAUUUAUCCAGGGAAUAUUGGUGAUCUAUUAAGGUGUCAUUCAUGUGUUAGUCACACCAUCUUGUUGUACAGUUAUGAAGAACCUUACAGGUACUUUACUCACCAUAAUUCUCCUUUGAUUUUAGUCAAAUGUGCACUGACAAAGGUUACAUAUCUUUUGGUAGCUUAAUAAUUGAGCAAACCUGCCUGUGGUUGUUUUCCUCAAAUGCAGCUUGAAUCAAAGUAUGAAAGCUCUAUUUUCGAUUGAUUCAGGAUGAUCUAUGAAUAGAUCAUCAAGUCAACAAACUUCCAUUUAGUGAAAGAUUCUUAUGAACAGUUAAUGUCUAACAUACAGUAUGUAUACCAUGCUGCUAAGCCUCAAAGCACAAUGCCCUGCAAACAUGUGAUGUCAAAUUUGGUGGAGCUUGGCGUCUUGACAGUUUAAAACAAAAAAAAAGGGAAAAUGGAGUGGGAUUUUGAAUACUAGUUACACAUUAACUUUUGCAAUAGACCCACAUGUAAUCUACUUUGUGGAACAGGGUGUUGACACUGGAUUUAAUAAGGAAUUCUUGGCAUCUGCAGUAGAGAGUGGGUUGACUGCAGUGGUCAGUAUUUUCACAUUACUUGUGAGUCCUCGUUGUCUGUGAGUGUUGGUCUCUCUGUCUCAGUGUGCGUAUUGCAGAAAUUGAACUGUGUAUCGCCAAAACCCCAUGCAACACCAGUGUAAAGACAAUAACGCAGCACAAUACAUCCAGUGUCUUCUCUGAGAUCUGUUGCUUCCAUUUUCACAACUACCAUCCAGCUAUUUCAUGGUGCUGAUGUGAGCUUUUACACCUGUAAGCAUUUGGAGUUCAAUUAAAGUAAAAACCAGUAAAAGCAAUCCAAAGCAAUGUUAGCACCAGCGAUAGGGUAGACUAGGAGACAGCGAUGGGUGGAAAAGCAAAAAAAAAGAAGAAUGGGUAAUGCCUUUGUAAAUGGUGAAUGUGUGGAGACACCCAGCUUCGAUAAGAUGAAGGAUCAUAGAUCAUAACAUGAACUGGUUAAUAGUUUUAAACUUGGUAGAUAACAGACAUGAAGUCCCCAGUGUACACAUUUUAGGUUUUGCUUCUCUCAACUGUGCGACUCAGAAUCUCUUGAAGGGAGAUUUGAAUGAAUGUAAAAACCAUGGAUUGUACCAUUUAUAAUUUCUGAUUGUUUGGUUUCAUUUUGUUUUCAUUUUAACAGACAUAAUGCACUUGUAUAUAAGCCAUACAUGUUGUUAAAAUAAACCACUAUUUAUUGAUCAA